GCACACUCCAAGAGGCUGCUGGCGCUGGCCCGCGCGGCACCGACAUUGGGAGCGCGCUUCGCGCUGACUCAGCGGCGACGGUGGCGGCGGCGUUAGCCGGCCCUCGCGCUCUUUCCCUUCCUGGGGCGCCGACCCCGCCCGCCUGCUUGCUAGUCUGCCUGCUCGGCGCCACGCAAGAGAAGGCGCCAGGGGACGCGGAGCCGCGAGAGGCGCGCGGCCCCAGCCUGCUCGGUCUCCGGCGUUAGCGCUGCGGCCGUGGCGGAGGACUACGGCGACAAGGACGAGGGCCGCUCACCCCGCUGCCUGCGUGCAGCGUCGCUCCACUCCGCUGACCGGCCCUCGGGAGUGCAGGCGGCGAGGCGAGAUGGAGUGAUAGGGAAGGAAUAGAGAAGCGUGAUGGUUCCCUGUAACCAGAAAAACGAGUACUUUUGGAAGCACUAAUUAGUUGUUACUGGGGGAAGUUACGUUUUAUUAAAGCGACUUGUUAGCAUGAUGUUAAAAGGCUGGAAAGAUAUGUUUGUGGAUUCUUCUGUGGGAUCAGAGGGCACGCCUAUUUUAAUCAGAAAACUCCAAGUAUAACAGCAGGAAUGGACGAACAGGCUCUUUUAGGGCUAAAUCCAAAUGCUGAUUCAGACUUUCGACAAAGGGCCCUGGCCUAUUUUGAGCAGUUAAAGAUAUCCCCAGAUGCCUGGCAGGUGUGUGCAGAAGCUCUAGCCCAGAGGACUUAUAGUGAUGAUCACAUAAAGUUUUUCUGCUUUCAAGUAUUAGAACAUCAAGUUAAAUACAAAUAUUCAGAACUAACCACUGUUCAACAACAACUAAUUAGGGAGACGCUCAUAUCUUGGCUUCAAGCUCAGAUGCUGAAUCCCCAACCAGAGAAGACCUUUAUACGAAAUAAAGCAGCCCAAGUCUUCGCCUUGCUUUUUGUUACAGAAUAUCUCACUAAAUGGCCCAAGUUUUUUUUUGACAUUCUCUCAGUAGUGGACCUAAAUCCAAGGGGAGUAGAUCUGUACCUCCGAAUCCUCAUGGCUAUUGAUUCAGAGUUGGUAGAUCGUGAUGUGGUUCAUACAUCAGAGGAGGCUCGUAGGAAUACUCUAAUAAAAGAUACCAUGAGGGAGCAGUGCAUUCCAAGUCUGGUGGAAUCAUGGUACCAAAUCUUACAAAAUUAUCAGUAUACUAAUUCAGAAGUGACAUGUCAGUGCCUUGAAGUAGUUGGGGCUUAUGUCUCUUGGAUAGACUUAUCCCUUAUAGCCAAUGAUAGGUUUAUAAAUAUGCUGCUAGGUCAUAUGUCAAUAGAAGUUCUACGAGAAGAAGCAUGUGACUGUUUAUUUGAAAUUGUAAAUAAAGGAAUGGACCCUGUUGAUAAAAUGAAGCUAGUAGAAUCCUUGUGUCAAGUAUUACAGACUGCUGGAUUUUUUAGCAUUGACCAGGAAGAAGAUGUGGACUUCCUGGCCAGAUUUUCUAAGCUGGUAAAUGGAAUGGGACAGUCAUUGAUAGUUAGCUGGAGUAAAUUAAUUAAGAAUGGGGAUAUCAAGAAUGCACAAGAGGCACUACAAGCUAUCGAAACAAAAGUGGCGCUUAUGUUGCAGCUACUAAUUCAUGAGGAUGAUGACAUCUCCUCUAACAUUAUUGGGUUUUGUUAUGAUUAUCUUCAUAUUUUAAAACAGCUUACAGUGCUCUCAGAUCAGCAAAAAGCUAAUGUAGAGGCAAUCAUGUUGGCCGUUAUGAAAAAAUUGACUUACGAUGAAGAAUAUAACUUUGAAAAUGAAGGUGAAGAUGAAGCCAUGUUUGUAGAGUAUAGAAAACAACUGAAGUUAUUAUUGGACAGACUCGCUCAAGUUUCACCAGAGUUACUGCUGGCUUCUGUUCGCAGAGUUUUUAGUUCUACCCUGCAGAACUGGCAGACCACACGGUUUAUGGAAGUUGAAGUAGCAAUAAGAUUGCUGUAUAUGUUGGCAGAAGCUCUUCCAGUAUCUCAUGGUGCUCACUUCUCAGGUGAUGUUUCAAAAGCUAGUGCUUUGCAGGAUAUGAUGCGAACUUUGGUAACAUCAGGAGUCAGUUCCUAUCAGCAUACAUCGGUGACAUUGGAGUUCUUUGAAACUGUUGUUAGAUAUGAAAAGUUUUUCACAGUUGAACCUCAACACAUUCCAUGUGUAUUAAUGGCUUUCUUAGAUCACAGGGGUCUGCGGCAUUCCAGCGCUAAAGUUCGGAGCAGAACUGCUUACCUGUUUUCUAGAUUUGUCAAAUCUCUCAAUAAACAAAUGAAUCCUUUCAUUGAAGAUAUUUUGAAUAGAAUACAAGAUUUAUUAGCCCUUUCUCCACCUGAGAAUGGUUACCAGUCCUUGUUGAGCAGUGAUGAUCAACUCUUUAUUUAUGAGACAGCUGGAGUGCUGAUUGUUAAUAGUGAAUACCCAGCAGAAAGGAAGCAAGCCUUAAUGAGGAAUCUAUUGACUCCACUAAUGGAGAAGUUUAAAAUUCUGUUAGAAAAAUUGAUGCUGGCACAAGAUGAAGAAAGGCAGGCAACUCUAGCUGACUGUCUCAACCAUGCUGUUGGAUUUGCCAGUCGAACCAGCAAAGCUUUCAGCAACAAGCAGACUGUGAAACAGUGUGGCUGCUCUGAAGUUUAUCUGGACUGUUUACAGACAUUCUUGCCAGCCCUCAGUUGUCCCUUACAAAAAGAUAUUCUCAGAAGUGGAGUUCGCACUUUCCUUCAUCGAAUGAUUAUUUGCCUAGAGGAAGAAGUUCUUCCAUUUAUCCCAUCUGCCUCAGAACACAUGCUCAAAGACUGUGAAGCAAAAGACCUCCAGGAGUUCAUUCCUCUAAUCAACCAGAUUACGGCCAAAUUUAAGAUACAGGUAUCCCCAUUUUUACAACAGAUGUUCAUGCCCUUGCUCCAUGCAAUUUUUGAAGUGCUACUUCGACCUGCUGAAGAGAAUGACCAGUCUGCUGCUUUAGAGAAGCAAAUGUUGCGGAGAAGUUACUUUGCCUUCCUGCAAACAGUCACAGGCAGCGGAAUGAGCGAAGUUAUAGCAAAUCAAGGUGCAGAGAAUGUAGAACGAGUGCUUAUUACCAUUAUCCAAGGAGCAGUUGAAUAUCCAGAUCCAAUUGCUCAGAAAACAUGUUUUAUCAUCCUCUCAAAGUUGGUAGAACUCUGGGGAGGUAAAGAUGGACCAGUGGGAUUUGCUGAUUUUGUUUAUAAGCACAUUGUCCCUGCAUGUUUCCUAGCACCUUUAAAACAAACCUUUGACCUGGCUGAUGCACAAACAGUAUUGGCUCUCUCUGAGUGUGCUGUGACACUGAAAACCAUUCAUCUCAAACGGGGCCCAGAAUGUGUUCAGUAUCUUCAACAAGAAUACCUGCCCUCCUUGCAGGUAGCUCCAGAAAUAAUUCAGGAGUUUUGUCAAGCGCUUCAGCAGCCUGAUGCUAAAGUUUUUAAAAAUUACCUAAAGGUGUUCUUCCAGAGAGCAAAGCCCUAAGGACUGGAUUUCCCUUUGCCUACUUCAUGAUCAGGAAUUCCAGUUAAUAAUUUAUAAAGAAGCAAUUUUUGUGUGCCAUUCACACUUUUUUAACAUUGUUUUGAGCUUAUUGCAUAUAUGUAUUAGAAUUUUUCUGUAAAAUGGGUGUAAUUUUCCCUACAUACAGGUAUGUGACAACAAGAGAAGUUGCUUGCAUGCCAGCUCAAAUUGUUCUAUAUAAAAAUGCUGUUAAAAGACAGCAGAGUUAUGCCUCUUAAUUUUUUUCUUUAUUUGAAACUUUAAGUCCUUUCUUUAUGAAGACCGUAGCAGUGGAAAACAGUGUAAUUUUCUUAAAAAUUGAUGAAAAUGUUUAAAAUUUUUAGUUUUAUGUGUGCAGACACAUAAAGUAUGGGGGGAAUACAACAGUCAAAACUAAUUUUUUGUAGAUAGCCAUUACGUUUCUUUAAACUGUUUCAAUGCCAAUGUGUAUUCUACAAGAGAAUGGGUUCAUAAAUUAAUUGAUUGAAAAGUAGGUGCCGGUGUUAUACAUUUUUUAUAAAAUAAAAAAAAUAAUAAAUUUUAUGUAGUGAAAUCUACCAAGUCUUUACUGGAAUUAUUAUAAAAAUUUUGGCCUCAUUUCCCUUUCUCACUCUGAUUUUCCAUUUAAAAGUUUGCAUAUAUGGGUAUAUGGAUGCCUUAUUUCACUUAAUUACAGCCCUAAAAGGUUACGUGCAACUUCAUUCUGUUUAAGUGCACUAGAAAAAGCCUAUGUGAAUCUAUUCAUGGAAUUAAAAAUCCCAAUCCCAGUUUUUUUUUUUUUUUCUGUUAUUGUGUGUACUUAGAGUGUGUACUUAUGUGUUUAUGUUUGUAAAUAGCUACUAUUUAAUUACUAGAAUCACUUCUCCCUGCCUUCCUCAUUUUUACUCAUGACUACUGGAGAAAGCAAGAGGAACAAUAAUAGUAUCAAUACUAGUACUAGAAGAGAGAGGAGGAAUAAAACCGAGCAGCAGAAUAACUACAGUCAUUUAAGUUUAAAUUUUAAAGGUCCAAUUAAGAUAUUCAGGGAGGAGGUUGGGAGAUGUAGCUCAGUGGUAAAGCACCUGCCUAAUAUGUGUGAAACCCUGAGUUUGUUUUCCAGCAUCACAAAAGGAAAGGAGGGGGAGAAAAAUUUUUUUUUCAGGGAGGGUUUAUUGUGUUUUUUUGCCUUUGGCCAGUGCACUGCCUAGGAGUUUUGUGGAUGGGCUUCAGUAGCCUAUAAAUUCCCUAAAAUUGUAUUCUGAAUUGUGCACCUGAAUCUUUUUCUGGGUUUUAUUCCACAAGAAACUUUAAGCAUUUUCCUUACAUUGUGGAAUAAAGGUACUAAACUAAAUUGACAGUUAACUAUAAAAAUAGGUCACUGGAAUGUAUAAAUGUUUUUAAAAAUAGUUAAGUGAAAGUGGGUGCUUCUCCUGAAGUAUGGUAGAGAUAAUUGCAUCUCUUGCAAUAAUAGUAAUUAUUCAAUGAGUAGCGUAGCAGAGUAGUUAGAAGUUUAUGUAACACUGGCUCUGGAUCCAGGUUAUAUAGGUUUAGAUACCAGUUCUGCCAGUAACUAGUUUAAAACCUGGAUCAAGUUAAAUAACUUCUUCCUGCCUUAGUUUUCCCAUCUCAAAAAUGGGGAAAAUAAUGGUAGCUACCUCAUAACUCAUUUAGAAUUCCAUAAGUUAGGUCUGGGAUGUAGCUCAGUGGUAACAUGGUAGCUUGCCUAACAUACAAGGCCCUGAGUUCAAUCCCCACUACUACCAAAAAAAAAGUUCCAUAAGUUAAACAUGAACUUAUUUAUUAGUACUAUUAGUGUAUUAUUAAUUACACAUGCAGAAAAUUGAUAUCCUUUUCUCUAGCUCUUUCGCUGGGAGGAACAGAGUCUUGCUGUGUUUCCCAGGCUUGCCUCAAAUACCUGGGCUCAAGCCUUCCAAGUAUCUGGUACUGCAGACAUGUAUCAAUACGCCUAGCUGUUCUUUAAAGCUAAUUCUUCAAAGCCCUUCAGAAUAUUCCCGUGUUUAGAGCUAGGAGAAAUCAGGACGUGGAAAUCAGAGUGUAAAUAGAAAUUGAACUCUUCUGUUACAUGAUCAUGUAUAACAAUUAUCUUCAUUCCUUAAAGUUCCCCCAAGUACUAUUACAGUCCCAUCAAUUACCUUAUUUUCAAAAGCAAGCACCUAAAUGUUUGUCUCAAGGGUGAAUCUCACUUUUUACAGUUGAGAUAAAUGAGGCAAAAGACUUGGGAAUUUGUGUGACUUGACUAUGGAACCACAGGGUUUUUAUGAUGCCUGAUUUAGUCCUGUGCCUAACAGUUUAUUUAAAGUAUAAUGCUAAAAUUAAUCAGUUCACAAGUGGCUUGGCCUUUUAGGAAAGUAUUGUGUGGUAUUUUAAUGUGCAUCACUUAUGUGGUAAACGUGAAGUUCUCUGGCUCAGUCACAUUUCCUCCCACAGCUUUGAGCUGUGGGUUUUACUGUUAGAAGGAACUUUGACAGGUCUUCACUCUUCUCAUGAUAUAAAAGAACUAAAAGUGGUUGGAAUUGUAAGCCGUGAAUACAUUGUUGUUAGAAUUAUUUCCUCACUUAAACAUUGUUUUAAAAAUCUAAUAAAAUAAUUUCCUUUCUAAGAA
Molecule: messenger RNA, 6096 nt
Organism: Sciurus carolinensis (gray squirrel)
Lineage: Eukaryota; Metazoa; Chordata; Mammalia; Rodentia; Sciuridae
Gene: Xpot
Product: exportin for tRNA
Exons: 26
Coding region: 588-3476 (962 amino acids)
Biological process (GO): tRNA re-export from nucleus; intracellular protein transport
Cellular component (GO): nuclear matrix; nuclear pore; cytoplasm
Molecular function (GO): small GTPase binding; tRNA binding
Source: RefSeq, a predicted model, not a curated record